Messenger RNA from Pipistrellus kuhlii (Kuhl's pipistrelle), 2338 nucleotides. It is a transcript of the gene KRT32, whose product is annotated as keratin 32. Gene Ontology annotation, molecular function: structural molecule activity. The coding region runs from base 97 to 1392 and encodes 431 amino acids. NCBI's taxonomy places the organism in Eukaryota, Metazoa, Chordata, Mammalia, Chiroptera, Vespertilionidae. The transcript has 7 exons. The record is from RefSeq and is a predicted model, not a curated record.
GCUGCAGCUCAGAGAAGGGGCCUCCGGAACACGGCAUCCAACUGCCCAUCCAUCUCCACCAAGAGCUGCCCCCAGGCCUCUGUCUGCUCCAGCAGCAUGAGCUGCCGGCCCGAGCUGUGCAUGGGCUAUGUCUGCCAGCCCAUGCCUUGUGUGCCUUCCGUGUGCAUGCCCUCCACCCACCGGCCGGCCAGCUGCCUCUCCAAGACCUACCUAUCCAGCUCCUGCCGACCCAGUGGCAGCCGGCCACCCGCUGGCAUCUCUGGCACCAUGGGGACCUGCAGCUGGUUCUGUGAAGGGACCUUCAACGGCAGCGAGAAGGAGACCAUGCAGUUCCUCAACGACCGGCUGGCCAACUACCUGGAGAAGGUGCGGCAGCUGGAGCAGGAGAACGCCAGCCUGGAGAGCAAGAUCCAGGAGGCCUGCCAGUCACAAGUGCCCACCAUGUGUCCUGACUACCAGUCGUAUUUCAGGACCAUUGAGGAACUCCAGCAGAAGGUUCUGUGCACCAAGGCAGACAACGCCAGGAUGGUGGUGCACAUCGACAAUGCCAAGCUGGCUGCCGACGACUUCAGGACCAAGUAUGAGACGGAGCUGGCCCUGCGGCAGCUGGUGGAGGCUGACACCAAUGGGCUGCGCAGGAUCCUGGACGAGCUGACCCUGUGCAAGGCCAACCUGGAGGCCCAGGUGGAGUCCCUGAAGGAGGAGCUGCUCUGCCUCAAGAAGAACCACGAGGAGGAAGUUGGCACCCUCCGGUGCCAGCUUGGGGACCGCCUUAACAUCGAGGUGGACGCUGCGCCCCCUGUGGACCUGACCAGGAUGCUGGAGGAGAUGCGGUGUCAGUAUGAGACGGUGGUGGAGACCAACCGCAGGGACGUGGAGGAAUGGUUCAACACGCAGAUGGAGGAGCUUAACCAGCAGGUGGCCACCAGCUCUGAGCAGCUUCAGACCUACCAGUCGGACAUCAUUGAUCUGAGACGAACAGUCAACACCCUGGAGAUCGAGUUGCAGGCCCAGCACAGCCUGAGGGACUCCCUGGAGAACAUGCUGACGGAGACGGAGGCCCGCUACAGCUCGCAGCUGGCCCAGAUACAGUGUCUCAUCACCAACGUGGAGGCCCAGCUGGCCGAGAUCCGCUGCGACCUGGAGCGGCAGAACCAGGAGUACCAGGUGCUGCUGGACGUCCGGGCCCGGCUGGAGGGCGAGAUCAACACGUACCGGGGCCUGCUGGAGAGCGAGGACUGCAAGUUGCCCUGUAACCCAUGCUCCACUCCCUCGUGUCCCCCCUGUGAGCCCUCGCCCAGUGUGCCCCGCACUGUCUGUGUGCCCCACACGGUCUGUGUGCCCCACACUGUCUGUGUGCCUUGUGUGCCCUGCCCCCCGGGCCGCUUCUGAAGCCCCUCGGUGCUGGUGGAUGGAUCCUGAGGGACCGGAGCUGGGAAGCUGGUGUCUCUGCAGGUCGAGCCUGACCUGGGUUCAGCGGCCACUAAGAAAGCGAAGCCAGCAAGGAAGACUGAGUAGUGCCAGGUGGGCCGUCUGCCCGCAAGGCGCUCUGAUACUGCAGGGGGCGCCCUGGCCCCCAUUGCUUAGGAACAGCCUCUCCAUAGGUGAAUCUGCUGAUGUUCUCUAGUUCUCUGCUGCCGCAAGAGCCUGUGUCCUUAGUCAACUGGCAAAUAAAGCCGCACUCGGUGGCCCUGCAAAUGUCUUUCUUUAUUGGUCAUUUAUGAUGCUGUGUCCAGCAGCCGGUACUGCUGCUCAUUGGGCAUCAAGAGGAAUGUGGCCACAUUCUGUAUUUGUUGGAUGCCCCUCUGCUUCCACAGAGGCUUCCAGAAAGGCCCACAGGCCAGAAACCAGUUAAAACCAGGCUACUGGUUCAGAGCCAAGUAAUAAAAACAUGAAAAGGGGAGGGAGAUAAUUAUGCCGGAAGCAUAUGCCAAAAUACUCUAAAUGAGAAUAUUCUUGUGAUGAUCCCACCCCAAACCUCAUGCCAGCUGGUACAAUGUGGUCAUACAUUCAUAAUAUCCUUACUGAUUGCUUGGAAGGUGAAGGUUCUACUUCAGGGGCUGGUUAACCCAGGGGGUAGUGCUCUCACCCCCCAGACACCUUGUUAACGCCCCAUUAAAUCCUUGCAGCAAUCUAUGAAAAAGGCAUCGUUAUUUUCCUCCACUUUACAAAUGAGGAAACUGAGGCCCAGAGAGGUUAAGAAUCUUGCUCAAGAUCACACAGUUAGUAAGUGACGGGCCCAGGACCCAAACACAGUGCUUCAGGCUCCAGAGAUGCUCAACCAAUUCAUAUUCUCAAGUAGUCCUCACUAUUUGCAAACGACUGCUGGGGGCCAGGG